AACAAACUGACUGCCCUCCACUGUCUGACAUUGCCUCGCCUUUUUUUUUGUCAUUGGGUGUGACGACGACUUCCCUCUUCUACCCACCUACCCUUCCCACCGCCCUCCGCCAGACGGUAUCAACAUCCAUACACAGCAUCCUCUUCACCGUCAGGUUCAGGUCAAGAUGGUCCCCUCGAGCACAGUCAUGCGCGCCUCGCGGCCGUUCCUCCGCCAGGCCGCCACGCCCGGCAGCAGCGCCCUCGCCCAGGCCCUCCGCGGCGCCCAGCGCCAGCGCCCCCAGUUCCAGUCACAGGCGUUCCGCUUCCGCAGCAGCAACUACAGCAACGGCGGCGGCAAGCGGUGGCAGAGCACCAGCGGCGCCGGCGCCGAGCAGCAGCAGCAGCAGAGCUGGUUCAAGCGCGCGUGGGAGAGCGAGGUGGGCAUCAAGACGGUGCACUUUUGGGCCCCCGUCAUGAAGUGGGCGCUCGUCCUCGCCGGCAUCUCCGACUUUGCUCGUCCCGUCGAGAAGCUCUCCUUCACGCAGAACUUUGCCCUCACCUGCACCGGCCUCAUCUGGACCCGGUGGUGCCUCAUCAUCAAGCCUAAGAACUACCUCCUCGCCGCCGUCAACUUCUUCCUCGGUCUCGUCGGCAUCGUCCAGCUCACUCGCAUCGGCAUGCACGAGUCCGCCAAGAAGAACAACCCCGUCGCCGAAGUCGUCGAGGACGUGAAGCAGGACGUCAAGGACGCCGUCAAGGCGUAGAUGCUCCACCCGCUGCUAUCCAGCCCUGCACCAUUGAACAUCAACGACAUCAUACUCAGUAGAAAGGAGUAAACCGAGAAAAAGAUUGGGAAGAAGUCACACGAAAUAGCGAAGCGAGAGGGGAGACGGGUUUGCUGCUCUGUUGGAGACAUGGACCGACACCCAACGUCGUCCUUAAGCGAAACGAGCACGGGGAGGAGAAGGGGGCCGGGGUGCUCCGUAGCCUGGGAGCCAGGGCGUACUACUUCACAACGGAACCGGAGGGCUGGUGGCGGACAAGGAGCAGCCGGACCCCGUCGUCCCUGAUUUGGUUCCUUGGGCAUGGAAUCUUGUGUUUUUCCUCGUAGAGCAAGGAACUCUUCUGCGAGGGGGGACGGAGCGACUGGCAGACGGGCCUUUUCCCUUUUUAUGCGCAAAAGAGAAACGACAAGAACAUGGGCCCUGUAGAUCGCGCUGUCACGGAGGGGCGCGACUCCAGGUAGGGCUAUACUCCUGCGCGGGCUCUGUACAAGUAUAGGUACUACUAUUCAUAUGUUUUUAUUUUUCAUUGCAUGUGCGGUCAACCCGUGCCAACAA
This is a messenger RNA of Purpureocillium takamizusanense, 1321 nucleotides long. RefSeq lists its product as uncharacterized. Lineage: Eukaryota; Fungi; Ascomycota; Sordariomycetes; Hypocreales; Ophiocordycipitaceae. Gene Ontology annotation, biological process: pyruvate import into mitochondria. The record is from RefSeq and is a predicted model, not a curated record. The coding region runs from base 167 to 745 and encodes 192 amino acids. Gene Ontology annotation, molecular function: pyruvate transmembrane transporter activity. Gene Ontology annotation, cellular component: mitochondrial inner membrane. The transcript is spliced from 4 exons.